Messenger RNA from Durusdinium trenchii, 2034 nucleotides. The record is from the annotation of a GenBank genome assembly. NCBI's taxonomy places the organism in Eukaryota, Dinophyceae, Suessiales, Symbiodiniaceae.
UGGCUCAGGUGGUUGAACCGCCGCGUCCGACCGUCGACCCUUCGGCGCGUCGACCGUCGUGAAGGCCCCGUCGGCCCGUGUCUGAUGGCCCGGCAAAGCUCCGCGCCACGAGGCUGACGAGCACGAAGGAGUAACUGCCCUUUCAGAAGGCAUGGCAGACGCUGGAGGAGCCAAGGCGAUCGAGGCGUCCAAGCCCGAGGAGAAGAAGAAGAGCCCCUGGCUCGAUGCCUGGCAUGAUCCUGUGGCAGGCAUGAGCUGCUAUUCGUCCUUCUUAUGUCUUGCAGAUCUAGUCGCUGAUGGAGAUCAUCGGCUCAUCAUGGUCGACCUGAAAAAGCGCAUUCGAAUGUACAAGGGAACGACCAUCCAAUGGGAGCACAAGCUGCCUGAUGUGCCUUGCGCUGUGCAAGCCUUCUACCAUGAGGCGGCCAAUCCCCCCAUUCCCACGCUGGCGGUGGCCAGCGGGCACCGGGUUCUGAUCUUUCGGAACAUGCGGCCCUCCAUGCAGUAUCGGCUGCCACCGAUUGAGAUAGACCCCGCAGAAGCACGAAUUUGGGAGGAGAUGGGCCAGGAAUCGGCGGACCUCCAAGCGGGCUUUGAGAAGCUGAACACGGCCCGUGAAAACGGAGUGGCGCUGUCCAACCUGUCCAUUGACUUCCUUGCAGUGGAGGAUCUAGCAGCUCAGGCCGAGUAUAUCCGUGCGCACAAGGACUACUUGCAUGAGCAGCAGACCUCAAUCACGUGCACGGAGGUUCUCAAACAGAACAUGGACGAGCCAACUGCGGUCAGCAUGCUGGUCAUUGGCACCGAGAACAGGAUGAUCUACAUCCUGAACAGCGAUGCCUUAAACCUCGCCGCCAAGGUGAAGUUGGAAGCUGUGCCGACCUUCAUCUCUGUGCUCGGACUCUUUGAUGUUGAGUACAGGAUAACAGUGGCUUGCAGAGAUGGCAACAUCUACACCGUCAAAAAUGGACAGGUGCUUAGCAAUGUCAUUGAACUAGAGACGCAGCCUGUGGGGCUUGUGAGAUUUGACAAGAAUGUAUACGUCGGUUGCAUGGACAAUGUGAUUCACUGUUUCCACUUCAAGGGCAAGAAGAAUCACUCGAUCUACUUGCCAUGCCCAAUCUCCUGCAUGUCUCUUUUGCAGAUCACCAAGUCGCGAGUGGCAAAGGCCUUGGUGGUUGCUUUACAGAAUGGUGAGGUGCGGCUCUACAAUGGAAAACACCUCAUAGCCACAGUGGAAACGAAUGACGUCGUCUCUGGGAUUCGGCUUGGGACCUUUGGUCGAGAGGAAGGCUCGAUGGUGCUGAGCUUCAAGUCAGGAGCUUUGAUGGUGAAGAUUCUCCAGAGAAAUGCCAAUUUGGAUGGUGCAUCGAUCAAUGUCGGUCCUCCACCUGAGCAGGACAUACCUUUGGAUGUGCCAAAGAAAACCAAGCUGUAUGUGGAGCAGACGAGCAGAGAACGAGAGCAGGCGAUUGACAUGCACAGGACCUUCCAACGGGAUUUGUGCAAGCUUCGCCUCUCCACCGCUCGGGCGUAUGUCAACUUGCUGGGAACUGGCCAUGGGCCAAUGUCUUCCUCCGGUGGAGCCCAAGUGCGAAUCAACGCACAGGUUCUAGGAAUGGGCCCCCAGUUCAAGAUCCUGGUGCGGGUGCAAAAUGCUGGUUCAAGCUCCCUGACGGAUGUGCCAGUGCAUUGCACCACCAAUCCCAAUCUCUAUCGGAUACCAAAGCCGUGUUUCUACCUGCCUAUUCUCGUCCCGCAGCAGGUCUACCUCGUGGAGGUGCCGGUGACCUGCAUCAACGAGAACGGCGGCACCGCCUCGGUCCGAAUCUUCUUGGCCAGCAAGAACUCGCAUGUGCCGUUGAUCUCGGCGGUUGUACAAAUGCCCAUCUCUGAGCCGCCGCUCCUGGAUUUCUGAGGUGGCGCCAACGUACGCCGCUUCGUAGCUUCGAACGCUGCUGGGGCGUUCCAAAGUAGGGCUCCCAAUCCAAAGCAAAUUGGAUAGGUUCGUCCAGACACCUGAGAUGUCGAUGG